Molecule: messenger RNA, 2463 nt
Organism: Drosophila ficusphila
Lineage: Eukaryota; Metazoa; Arthropoda; Insecta; Diptera; Drosophilidae
Gene: Mcm5
Product: DNA replication licensing factor Mcm5
Exons: 4
Coding region: 137-2338 (733 amino acids)
Biological process (GO): double-strand break repair via break-induced replication; DNA replication; DNA replication initiation
Cellular component (GO): MCM complex; nucleus
Molecular function (GO): 3'-5' DNA helicase activity; DNA replication origin binding; ATP binding
Source: RefSeq, a predicted model, not a curated record
CCAUCUCUAGCUACCGCUUGCCCGGCAAUUUUGGCGGCAAAAUAUUAGCACAUCGCAUUAUUACAAAGAAGGAAGCGGGCAGAAAGUAGCGUUUGUUUAUCAAAGAGUCCUCAUUUCACAAUUUUUACCAAUCAAAAUGGAAGGCUUUGAUGAUGCGGGCGUGUUCUUUUCCGAUAAUUUUGGCGGAGAUAACCAAACAGAUGCGCAAAUCAACUUGCAGGCUGUAAAAAAGAAGUACAAAGAGUUUAUUCGCACUUUCAACGAGGAGAACUUUUUCUACAAAUAUCGCGACACUCUAAAGAGAAACUAUCUUAAUGGCCGUUACUUCCUUGAAAUCGAAAUGGAAGACCUGGUCGGCUUCGAUGAGGCCUUGGCGGACAAGUUGAACAAGCAGCCCACGGAACAUUUGCAGAUCUUCGAGGAAGCCGCCCGGGAGGUGGCCGACGAGAUAACAGCUCCCCGGCCGGAGCACGAGGAGCAUAUGCAUGACAUCCAAAUCCUACUCAGCUCCAAUGCAAACCCUACUAAUAUACGACAGUUGAAGUCAGACUGCGUCUCAAAACUGGUCAAGAUAGCUGGAAUUAUUGUCGCAGCGUCGGGAAUAAGUGCUAAGGCCACGCGGAUGUCCAUCCAGUGUCUGUCUUGCAACACGGUCAUUUCGAAUCUCAAAGUUAACCCGGGUUUGGAGGGCUAUGCUCUGCCCAGAAAGUGCAAUACUGAGCAGGCGGGCAGGCCAAAAUGCCCGUUGGAUCCAUUCUUCAUCAUGCCAGAUAAAUGCAAGUGCGUGGAUUUUCAAACUCUUAAACUGCAGGAGCUACCGGACUUUGUGCCCCAGGGCGAGAUUCCCCGCCACUUGCAGCUCUUCUGCGAUCGCUCUCUUUGCGAACGUGUGGUGCCCGGCAACCGUGUGCUCAUCCAGGGCAUCUACUCCAUCCGCAAGGUCGGUAAACCUUCUCGUCAGGAUGGUCGUGAGAAGGCCGUCGUUGGCGUCCGUGCCCCUUACAUGAGGGUGGUGGGCAUCACCGUCGAUUCGGAGGGUGCGGGUGCUAUCUCUCGGUACAGCAACAUCACAACCGACGAGGAGGAACACUUUCGCCGCAUGGCCGCCUCCGGAGACAUCUACGAGCGUCUUUCGCAGUCCUUGGCACCAAGCAUCUUCGGUUCGCGAGACAUCAAAAAAGCUAUUACUUGCAUGCUCUUUGGCGGCUCUCGGAAGCGUUUACCGGAUGGACUAUGCCGUCGUGGCGAUAUCAACGUAUUGCUGCUGGGCGAUCCUGGUACUGCCAAGUCCCAGCUUCUUAAAUUCGUCGAAAAGGUUGCUCCCAUUGCUGUCUACACGUCCGGAAAAGGUUCAAGUGCAGCUGGUCUCACUGCUUCGGUUAUGAAGGAUCCUCAGACGCGCAAUUUUGUGAUGGAGGGCGGAGCUAUGGUUCUGGCCGACGGUGGCGUUGUCUGUAUCGAUGAGUUUGACAAGAUGAGAGAGGACGAUCGUGUGGCCAUUCACGAGGCCAUGGAGCAGCAGACCAUUUCCAUUGCCAAGGCCGGCAUCACGACCACAUUGAACUCUCGCUGUUCGGUUUUGGCUGCUGCCAACUCAAUUUUCGGCCGAUGGGACGACACUAAGGGCGAGGAGAACAUUGACUUCAUGCCGACCAUCCUCUCCCGUUUCGACAUGAUUUUCAUAGUCAAGGAUAUUCACGAUGAGUCCCGGGAUAUUACGCUAGCAAAGCACAUCAUCAACGUGCAUCUGAGCUCAAACAAGUCUGCUCCUUCGGAACCUGCCGAGGGCGAGAUAUCGCUGUCAACCUUUAAGAAGUACAUCCACUACUGCCGCACCCACUGCGGUCCUAGGUUAAGCGAAGCAGCAGGCGAGAAGCUGAAGAGUCGCUACGUCCUUAUGCGCAGUGGAGCCGGACAGCAGGAGAAGGCUUCCGACAAGCGACUGAGCAUUCCCAUCACCGUGCGGCAACUGGAGGCUGUCAUCCGCAUCUCAGAGUCUUUGGCCAAGAUUCGCUUGCUGCCAUUCGCCUCCGAUGAGCACGUGAACGAGGCUCUUCGCCUUUUCCAAGUGUCCACACUGGACGCUGCAAUGACCGGAAGUUUGGCCGGCGCCGAGGGAUUCACCACCGAGGAGGACCAGGAAACCCUGAACCGCAUCGAGAAGCAAUUAAAGCGUCGUUUCGCUAUUGGAUCUCAAGUCUCGGAGCAGAAUAUAUUGCAGGACUUUUUGCGUCAGAAGUAUGAAGAACGCACAGUAAUGAAGGUAAUUCACACCAUGAUUCGCCGUGGAGAACUUCAGCACAGAAUGCAACGUAAGAUGCUUUAUCGCAUUUGCUAGUUACUGUUAAGCAUAUUAUCGCAUCGUUAAGUGUUUCAUCAAUCGUUCGUCAUGUUAAUUGUAUCUUCAUUUAUAAUACUAAGAAAAUCAUACAAUACCAAUAAAGACCAAUAAAGAAACUUAAA